Molecule: messenger RNA, 2971 nt
Organism: Anguilla rostrata (American eel)
Lineage: Eukaryota; Metazoa; Chordata; Actinopteri; Anguilliformes; Anguillidae
Product: spastin-like
Exons: 17
Coding region: 188-1942 (584 amino acids)
Cellular component (GO): microtubule cytoskeleton
Molecular function (GO): microtubule severing ATPase activity; ATP hydrolysis activity; ATP binding
Source: RefSeq, a predicted model, not a curated record
UUUUUAUUUUGUGAUCCACGCAAAGAUACCGCCCCUUGUAGCUGUCAAUGUGUUCGUCUACCGGUUAGCUACCUAGCUGAUUAAAUUGGUAAUUUAGGUAAUUUAGGCGUAGUGAAAUACGUACUGUAUCACAGAUCAACAAGCUGGCUUGCUAGCCAUGUUAUGGAUUCGACGGUAAAGCAAGUGAAUGAGUUCUGCAAACGGAAGAAACAGAAAAACGAAAGCUUCAGCUGGUCCCAUUACGUGUGACGUUCCCGAUCAGGUGUCACAACACAACUGGAAUUUGUACUACUGCUUCCUGAAUCCACUGUUACUUGCCGUGUUCGUGUUGUGCCGAGGUUUCACCUUAUAUUUGAGAAUUCUGUUAGCUUGGGUGCGUGAGCAGCUUUUCCGAGUCAUGGCGGCCAAAGUCAAAAGAGCCGCGGACUCGGCCGAUAAAGAUUACGACGACAACGGCGAGCGCAUCAGGAACCAUCACAAACAGGCAUUCGAGUACAUAUCAGUGGCCUUUAGGAUUGACGAAGAUGACAAAGGCCACAAGGAGAAGGCAGUCCAGUGGUACCAGAAGGGCAUUGCAGAGCUGGAGAAGGGCAUUGCCAUUCCAAUCACAGGACAAGGAGAGCAGCAAGAAAGGGCCAAACGGCUCCAGGCCAAGAUGGCCACCAACCUGAAGAUGGCCACAGAUCGGCUGCAGCUGUUGGCUAAGCUGUCGGGUUCGGGUCUGGGAGACGGCAGUGUGGAAAACCUGCCCCCCAGCGCUGUCCUGCCUCCAGACAACAGAACAACGGUUCCCAAAAAGAAGGAUCCUCAGCCUCCUUCGAGCCACGCUCCUCCUCGGCCUAAGACCGUACCCAAGACCUUCCCGAGCGGCCUGCCUGGACACCCCCGCCCCGCACACAGGGGCUCACCGGGCUCCAACCCUGCCAGGCCGGCCUCCCAGGACCCCGGCGGUGGAAAGGUUUCCGCUAAAGCCGGCAACGGACGGAACGGCAGACCCGCUGCCACCGCCGGCGCCAGGGUCCGGGACAUGAAGAACUUCAAGAACGUGGACAGCAAGCUGGCCAGCCUCAUCCUGAACGAGAUCGUGGACAGCGGGGCCAUGGUGCGCUUCGAGGACGUUGCGGGACAGGACCUGGCCAAACAGGCCCUGCAGGAGAUUGUCAUCCUGCCCGCCCUCAGACCUGAGCUGUUCACCGGCCUCAGGGCUCCGGCACGCGGCCUGCUCCUCUUCGGUCCCCCCGGGAACGGGAAGACCAUGCUGGCCAAAGCUGUGGCCAUGGAAUCCAAUGCUACAUUUUUUAACAUCAGCGCUGCCACCUUGACCUCUAAGUAUGUGGGUGAGGGGGAGAAGCUGGUGCGGGCCUUGUUCUCUGUGGCCAGAGAGCUGCAGCCCUCUGUAAUCUUCAUAGACGAAGUCGACAGUCUUCUCUGUGAGAGGAGGGAGGGGGAGCAUGACUCCACGAGGAGGCUGAAAACAGAAUUCCUGGUGGAGUUUGAUGGGGUGCAGUCAGGAGGAGACGACAGGGUGCUGGUGAUGGGCGCCACCAACAGGCCGCAGGAGCUGGACGAAGCCGUGCUCAGGCGAUUCGCAAAAAGGGUGUACGUGACUCUGCCGUCGGAAGAGACCCGCUUCAGUCUGCUGAAGAACCUCCUGGGGAAGCACGGGAAUCCUCUGAGCCAGAAGGAUCUGGCCCACCUGGCCAAACUGACAGAGGGGUAUUCGGGAAGCGACCUGACUUCAUUGGCUAAAGACGCCGCUCUGGGGCCAAUCAGAGAGCUCCGACCAGAACAAGUAAAGAACAUGGCAGCCAAUGAGGUACGGAACAUAAAGCUCUCAGACUUUGUGGAGUCUCUGAAGAAGAUCAAGCGUAGCGUGAGCCCACAGACUCUCGGCAUGUAUGCGCAAUGGAACAAACAGUACGGAGACACCACCGGCCUCUGAACACAGCGCCCCCUGUUGUCUUUGAGGUGAACGACAGGCCGGGAUUGGAUGGAAAAAAAGGAAGUUCUAUGAGAAGUCAAGGAUUCUCUUUUGUUUUAAUAGUGUGGCUUCCUUUAUGGAGAGGAAAUAGAGCGUACAGGGAAAUGUCAGCGCUGCUAGUCCUCUCAUGCGUCUGUUAUGGCUUCUCAUUGUGUGGCCUCAAAGACAGACAUAACGCACAGAUUAAUCUUAACCUGGUACGCUAAUCUAAGGAAUCUCACAUGUAUGGUCACACUGACUUAUCAUUACUUGACUUGAAACCCAAUGAAGAAAGAAGGGAAAGAUGUAAACGGAUUGCUGGGGAAAGUCUAUGCAGUACUGUAUGUGUGUGUAUAUAGUUUCGGACUUUGAUUAUAUUGAAUCACAUGACUUCAGCAGUUUCAUGCAGGGCCAUUGAAAGAGCUGUGCCUUAAGGGAAAGACAAAUUCUUUUUAUACAUCCUCUUUGCUAUAAUAAUUCUUAAUAUUUUUUUUAAAAAUCAAAUCAGGCCGUAUCUUUGAGGCGUAUUAGCAUUUUUUGGCAUUUGUUUUUGUUUAAUGUUAUACAUUUUUGUUAUAUUUAAAUAUGGCAAAUUGAUCUACACCUGGUACCUGUAAUGUCUUAUUUUUUUGGUACUUUGUGUUUCUGUGUUAAAGAUGAGCUAUUUAUUUCCCAAAAUUUCAAGAAAAUGUAACUUGUACCAAGUGGGUUGCUGUGUAUAUUUCUUUGUCCUAAUAAAUAAUAAUAAUAAAUUUAAAAAAGCAGAGCGAUAUCCCAUGGCCAAAUGAAAGUAAACUGAAUCUUUGUCGUCUGUGGAAUCUGUGACUGAACUCUGACCGCCUUUGUCAUUUGACCUUUGACCCGCGCAUCAUCAAGCUCUCAGAACCUCUCAACGGCUUCCAUGUGAUACAUAUCUCCGAGCUCUUAAGACUAAGGGCAAGGUCAGUUCUCACAGCUUACGUCAAUACGUUUGCUCCUAUGAUCAAUUAAAUUGCAUUCUUUUGUUAUAAA